This is a messenger RNA of Hemibagrus wyckioides, 4787 nucleotides long. RefSeq names its product adhesion G-protein coupled receptor G6-like. The coding region runs from base 146 to 3688 and encodes 1180 amino acids. NCBI's taxonomy places the organism in Eukaryota, Metazoa, Chordata, Actinopteri, Siluriformes, Bagridae. The transcript is spliced from 29 exons. Gene Ontology annotation, cellular component: membrane. The record is from RefSeq and is a predicted model, not a curated record. Gene Ontology annotation, biological process: cell surface receptor signaling pathway; adenylate cyclase-activating G protein-coupled receptor signaling pathway. Gene Ontology annotation, molecular function: G protein-coupled receptor activity.
GGCUAACACUAUUUAAAUCAACCAGAGUGUGAUAUAAAAUGAAGCAUUGUGUCCUGGAUAUGCAUGUUUUCAUGUGUGAUGCUCUGGAAUUUGUGUAUGCAAAUGAAUAAGAGGAGCUAUAACAGAUCGAAACCCUGCAACAGAAAUGAGUCCUUAUUUUCAGUUGAGCUGUUUAGGUUCUGGACAUGAUUUUGCAGAGAGAACCGCUGAUAUGAAACCUCUCUACUUUUUGGUUCUGCUGAUCUUUGGAGCUGUACCUAAUGAUGGUUGUAAUGCAACAGAAGAACAGAUGGGUAAAACAAAUAUCACCUGCAAUGUCACGACUUGUGAAUCAGCUGAAACGCUUGCAUUUAUACCCAACAUGGAUGUAACAAGCCGAACAAAACUACAAAAGACAUGCCGCACAUCAGACAAAUACAUCAGGGCAGAGAAAUACUACAUCCAUCAGCUCAUUAACCUAUGUUUUGAAGGGCCAAACACAACCUAUGAUUACGAGAACUUUAAAAUGACCGUAGUUAAGAUGAAUAUGAUGAACGCCACGGAUGGCAGGCUUGUAAAGAUCUCUGCUCCGAAGCUGUCUGAUGAUGAUCCACCAAUAGAUAUAUUCAUCCCUAGUGAACCUUUUCUGAAUAUCUCAGUGGAGCAGUACAAACUUGGUAUAGUGACAUAUCCCUCAGCUCAACAGUUUAUAAAUGACCCAAACAUUCAGCUGAAGUCUAAAGUCAUUCGCGUUGAAUCUUUCGGAUGUGAGAUCAAGAACUUGUCCAGUCAACUUGUUAUCAAUUUUCCAGUGAACAGCAGUGAAAUAAUACGUGGAAACUAUAAACUGUCAUGUCGGUUCUUUGAUGAAACAGUGCACAGGUGGAAAGAAGUGAGGUCUGACACUAACCUGGAGAACAGCAACAACACUGUAAACUGCUCAUAUAAUCACAUGGCCCUCUUCGCUGUAUUUCAGAAGCGGACCUGUAAUAGUCACAUAGAUGAGAACAUUUUUCACUUCAACAGCAUAGAAUUGAAAUUUGAAGAGAAUCUUACUGCAUUACUCUGUACCUGGGGAGGCUCCCAGUGUUAUGUAGAGUGCACCUCUGUCAAUCUCACCGCAAACAUAACGGCCGUGAAAAACGUAACAAGUCUGACUAACACAACUACAGGUCAAAACAUAACUCAACUGGACAUCAGGAUGGGUGAGAGAUCGACCACAUGUAACGUCACAAAGUGUGAAUCAAGUGAAAUGAGUACAUUUAUCAACACAAUGGACUUAACGAGACUAAUUAAAGCACAAAAGAUGUGUAAUAAACCAUUUACCUCAGAAGUAUACCUCAAGAAAGAGAAAGAGUACAUCGAUCAGCAGAUCAACUUUCCAUGUGAAGGGUCAAGCUGUACCUAUCACCACGAGAAUUUUACCAUGACUGUUUUUAAGAUGAAAGAGUUACAGAGCAACAUGGAUUAUGGGAGAGUAAAGAUGUCUGCUCCAAAGUGGUCUGAUCAGGAUCUACCCAUAGAUGUAUUCUUCCCGGAUGAAUCAUUUAAUCGUUCAAAUGAGGAUUUCCGUGUCGGUAUAGUGAGAUACGGAUCUGCUGAAAAGUUUAACAAUAACUCAAACACUGAGUUGAAGUCCCAGGUCAUUCGUGUUGAAAUCGUAGGAAAUGAGCGCAAGAACUUGACCAAAGAGCUUGUUAUCAUUUUUCCAGUGAGCAAUAUCAUAGAAAAUGAUGAACGCUAUAACCUGUCAUGUAUGUUCUAUGAUGACGAAGAGCACAAGUGGGACACCAUGGGGUCUUUCACCAAGUUGAAUUUUACCAGCAAGACCGUAAACUGCUCAUAUAAUCACAUGACCCCCUUCGCUGUAUUUCAGAAGGAAAACCGGCCUUGUAUUACCCACACAGUUAAUACUACUCAGUGCCUUUUAACCUAUGACCACGAAGAAUUGAAUAUUCAUGAGAAUCUUACUACAUUACUCUGUACCUGGGGAGACUCCCAGUGUUAUGUAGAGUGCACCUCUGUCAAUUGUACCACAAACACCACAGGUGUGAAAAACUUGCAAAAUCAAAGCAUCUCGGCUCUAAGCAUGAGACUUUUCUUCAAUAUAAAUGAGCAAAGUGUCACAUGUAAUGUCACGAAGUGUGACUUCGACGAAAUAAAUGCAUUGAUAAGAACUUCAUCCAGCUCUCAGAACCUGAGGGACUUAAAAAGAACAGGGUGGAUAUAUAAAAUGUGUGUAAAGUUGGCGUCUGAUAGCAGAUUUAAAAAUACAUACAUCAGUGCAGAGAAAAAGUACAUCGAUUUCCUCAUCGCCUCACCAUUUGAUGGAACAUCCAAGAAUUAUGACCUAGAGGAAUUUAACAUGACUGUAUUCAAGAUGAACACCACAGAUCUCGGGCUUGUACAGAUCUCUGCUCCAACGGUGCCUACUAAUCGUCUUCCUUUGGAGGUUUUUGUCCCUACUGAAGCUUUUAAAAAUGUCCCUGUGAAACAGCACAGAGUUGGCAUAGUGACAUAUCCUUCUGCCACUCAGUUUAUGGAUAGCGACACCCAGAUUAAGAGCAAAGUCAUUCGUGUUGAAGCGGCUGGACAUGACAUUACGGACUUGUCCACUCGACUUGCUAUCAACUUUACACUGAACUACAAUGAAAAAAUACCUGAAAACUAUACCCUGUCUUGUCAGUUCUACAAUGAGAAGGUGUACCAUUGGGAAAAAACGGGGUCUUUUACAGACCUGGAGAACUUUAACAGCAGCAACACAGUAAACUGUUCGUAUGAUCACAUGACCCCCUUCGCUGUACUUCUGGCUAAGCCAGAUUUGGAUGCUAAGCAGUGGAAAAUCCUGUCCGCUGUUAGUUACAUAGGUUGUAGUCUUUCGUCGUUUUUCUCAGCAGUCACCAUCUUCCUCUACACCUUCAUGAAGACCUCAGACAGAGACACUUCCAUUCGUAUCCAUGUUUCUCUGAGUGUGGCCGUUUUCCUCCUCAACACCAGCUUCUUGUUCACUGAAUGGGCAGCCACGUGGCCUGAACCCGGUGCAUGCGUCUUUAUAGCAGUGAUAAUACAGUACAGCCUCCUGUCCUGUUUCUCCUGGAUGGCCAUUGAAGCAUUACACUUGUACUUGCUUCUAAUCAAAGUGUUCAACACCUACAUCAAGCUCUACACGAUCAAGCUGUCACUGUUUGGAUGGGGAGUGCCUGCUGUCCUUGUUGGAGGAAGUCUGUGUGUUUAUAAAAGCACACAUUUUUAUGGCACCAGAGAAAUAAAAUUCAUAGACACAAAUGAAACAACAGAAUUCUGCUGGAUUGUUGAUGAUCACUUUCUGUAUGGCAUGAACAUCACCUACUUCUCCAUAACCUUCCUGUUCAACACGUCCAUUUUGGUGGCAGUGACGCGUCAGAUUUUUAAGCUCCGGUGCUUGAACGUCAGAGGCAAAAAGCCUCUAUCUCGUAAGGACAUUUGCACUGUCCUGGGCCUAACCUUACUGCUGGGAAUGACAUGGGGCUUGGCUUUCUUCAUGUCAGGACACACAAACUACCCCAUUCUUUACCUCUUCUGUAUCUGCAACACCCUGCAAGGCUUGUUUCUGUUCCUGUGGUUUUACAGCACAAUGAAGAGGAACAGGAAACUGGUGACACGGUCCUCAACCAUGUCUGAACCGAUCAGUGCUCCAGUCAAGAAUAUCGAAAGUAGCUUUUCUUACUGAUUACGUGUCAUUUAGUGGCGUUGUGAUUACACUUCACACUAAUUAGCUAUCCAGACAUGAACAGAAACAAGACUGCUCAUUUUGUGGAAAUGAGACGUUAACACACUUAUUUCUGUUCCUGUGAAAUCCUUCAGAAAUUUUGCUCCAAUUUGUCAAUUCAUUUGGAUGAAUGUUCUUUUAUUGCACAGUUCUUUUAAUUUACAAGCUAUAAGUCAUUUCUUACUCCACAAAUCUUUUGAGUUAACUACUAAUACAAAUUGUGGUAGAUUCCUAAACCACUAUAAGCUAUGUUUUGAUGUUUUGUUAUUAUUAUUAUUAUUAUUAUUAUUAUUAUUAUUAUUAUUAUUAUUAUUAUUAUUAUUGAUGGGGUAUAAGCCACUUUCCUCUACUUAUUAUUUGAUUUAUUCAUGUAUUUAUUCUGUUUUCACCACUGUUGUUUACAUGUUAUCAUGUUCUUUUUAUAAGAUGUUUGUACAGUAACAAUUCCGUUUCUACAAAAAAAAAAGAAACCAGAAACAAGUAAUGCAAGUUAUUAAACCCGACCUAUGACGAGUUUCAUAAUCAGUUGCACAGUUCACUUUUUUUCGGCUGUGAGCGACUGAGUUCCUUUUACAAAAGGAAAAGACGCACAUCGUUUUGGAGAACCCAUUGUGUGUGUAUAAUAUGUAUAAUGAUCCAGUAGAUUUUAGACGGAGUACUUCUUCAUCUUUUAAUUCUCCAUCACCUCUACACUUAUCUGAUAUUACCGGAUAUUAUAGGUUUUGAUAUAAAGCACUCUUAUUCUUAAACUAGCAGAACUUUUGUCUUGUUUUGUAUUUGUACAAAUGAUCAUACCGCUCUCUUCUAGUAUGUUAAAGUGAUGCUGGGUUUCUUUGAGCUUAUAUCAGAGAAUCCCCUCUGCUGGCCAGAAGUGACAUUGGCGUUGUGGAUGUGGAGGGAUUUACCGAAUAUUCAGAGCAAUAUGAAUUUCAUCAUUUUGCAGUGUUUUAAACAAGGUUAAACAUAGGCAGUCCAAUAUAAACUCUAAUUUAGAUACAAUUGUAAAUGCAAGCACAAGAGAAUGAAUUUGAAUUUAUUUUUAUUUUUAAUGUCAUGAUUU